UACAAUGAUCAAUAGUAGUAGGCUAUAUUUAUAAUUUUACAUUAACUUUGAUUAAUACAUUAUGUAAAUACUGCUAAUUGUUAGUUUGUGAUGCCUGUAAAUGAAUCUACAUGAUACUUAUUUCUGUGUAAAUUAAAUGCAGCAUCAGAUCACCCCUUUGUCGCGAUAUUUGUAGUAAGUUUAAUUGCUUCUUAUGGUUUCAUAUGUUUUAUUUAGAAAUUCAUUUUCAUGUAUAAUUUCAUAUUUAAAUGUAAACCAUUUCUGCAGGUGUAAUCUGUUUACCAUGUGUGUCAAAACACUUUGUUUUAUGAAACAUUUUAAUGUAUUUCUUUUUUACUGUUAAUAAAAACGAAUAAAAUUCAUACUGAUACCCAUCCUUUAUAUGCAAAUGAAGGUAUGACAUCAUAUGUUGGGCGUUAAAUGCAGUCAAACUAAAAUGAUUUAACAUUUAUUUAUUUGCGUACUCGGUGAUUGUCUUUAUUCAACCACACGUUCAGAGAGAUGCCUAGAGGCUUUUAUCGGAAACGGAAAAGGAAACUCAAUUUAUUUGGUAUAUAUGCGUCCUGGCUCCUGUUCUGUAGCGUAGUACAUUGGUGCUGAAAAGAAAGCAUGAAAGGUUGGUGCAAACUGCCUUGCUUUUUCUCAUGCGCUAUCUACAAGAUAGAGGCAGAAUCUUAACAGUCGAGCAAACAAUGGGCAAUUUUGCUUUAGUUUCAGCUUGAGUGGGGGGGAGGGAACUUGGGCAACGGCAGACGAUUUGCACAUCAUGCAUGAAGGAGAGGCCAAGAAGAAUGAAACCAAAUCUGAUGUGGCUGACACCGAGGAACAAUCAGUGAAGAGAGGAAUGGGGGAAUUAAUUUCAAAAGGUCUGGCUUUAAACUCCCAAAGCAGAAGUGUGGCAGAACCAUCGCCUGUAGCCACUAAUGUCCUUCCUGACUCCUUGCCCUGCAAUGCUGUGGAAAAAGAGAGAGAAAAAAGCUCCUGUGAAGUAAAUGUAGAUAAAUUUCCACAGCAAUUAAACUCUGAUACACAGAAAUUCUCGGAAGACCGUGAGACAGAUUCUGAUUGUAUUUCCAGCACCACAGAUAAUGAACCAAAAUCACUGCUGCUUAAUGAAAAAUUAAACAAACCACAUACUGACCCUCAAAUGUCUGUUACAACAGAUGAAAUCUCAAGUAGUCAGUCCGAAAAUAAUGAAGUCCAUUGUUCAACUGUCCAGACAUCCGAGGAAACCAUCUUUGAGACGUCCUGCUCUAAUAAAAGUGAUAACCAAUGCAAAAAAUAUUCUGACAAAAAAAUACAUGAGGACACUGCAGAUGUGAGUGUUUUGGACACUGGAAAUCAAGGUGCCUCACCUUCUGACUCUUUAAACGAAAAAGAUGUAACAUUGGAUGAUGCCUUCGAAGAGGCAAAUUCAGAGCACAAUAACCAGAUACUUUCAACUGAAGCCAAUGCUGAGGCAAGAAGUGUGGAGAACACAGAACAUAAACGUGGAUAUUCUUCCUUUUCUCGCGGAAGGCCACGCAAAGAAAAAAACGUUAUCAAAUGUGAAUAUUGUGGGCGCCCUUUCAAUCAUGCCUCAGCGUAUAUUAUUCAUCUGCGUGUUCAUACAGGUGAGAAGCCCUUCACCUGCCAGGAUUGUGGCAAAGCCUUCGCUCAACUCUCCAACCUUCGAUCCCACAGCAAAGUCCAUAAAUCCAAAAGUAGGAAACACAGAAUACAAGAUAGAGCCACACCUGAGAAAAUUGUGGAUGAGAAAGAAAUAACCAUGACCGAUAAACUGGAAGGUGACUGUCAUAGUUAUCAAAUCACCCCUAAAAGGAGAAGGCGAGGAAGAGGGAAAGGGAAAUCCCAAACAUGUCCGAUCUGUGGCAAAGUCUUUUGCUACAAGUCUGUCCUCAAAAUCCAUCUUCGUAUUCACAGUGGAGAAAAACCAUACUCUUGUAAGGUAUGCGGCAAAUCGUUUACUCAAGCGUGCACGGCACGUGUCCAUGAGAGAGUACACUGGUCUAUAAGACCUUACUUCUGUUCAAAAUGUGGAAAGGGAUUUUCUCAGAUAGGGCCAUUAAAAGUACACACUUGUGAGGGUAAAACAAACCCUCAUGCCACCUUGAAAGAAAUGGAAUUGGAUGGUGUUAUCAGCUUCAGGUGUCAUCUUUGCAAAAGUUGCUUUGGCACAAGAGAUGAGUAUGAAUUACAUUUGCAAGGACACACUGAUACCCAGCGUUACAGCUGUGACCGCUGCAAGCAGACGUUUAGUCUUCUUUCAGAGCUACAUACGCACAACAAGCAUUGCAUUUCCAUCCGGCACGCAAAAACAAAGCCUUCUUACAGUUCACCUCACAGAUUACAACCCAAAAACUCCUUGAAAAGAAGAACUCCUCCGAAAAUUUGCAGUGCAAGUCCAGUUAAAUCUCCUUCAAAAGAUUUUUCCUUUCCGAAGAAGCUCAAAAAAUGCUCCUCUUUACUUGCUUGCCCUCUUCAGGUCAUGGGGACCACUGUUUAUGACUCUAAGAAUAAGCUCUAUUCACUCAGUCAGCCCAUCAAAUCCAGCUAUUUUGUAUCUCAACUGAACAGUACGCACCACAAAGCAGAUCCGAGAAAGUACUUCUGCCCACAAUGUGGACGACUAUUCCAGCAUGUAGGAAGACUGAGAGCCCAUAUGCUCACUCAUUCACGGCAUCAAAGCUUCACAUGUAUUGAUUGCAACAGGGUGUUUAAAAACUGGAACAAAUUUUGGAUUCAUCAGAGGCUGCAUAGACAAAAAAGAGGGCGCUUUUUUUGCCCCAAGUGUGGACAGGGGUUUCGAUUUGUGGGACUGUACAAUAAACAUCUGCAGAAGCAUCCAGUACUUAAUGCUCAUACUUGUCCCUUCUGUCCUCACACAUUCUCAAAUGCACAAAAGUUGAGGAACCACCAGCAAGAGUGGCACCACUCAGCUAUGCCCUUUAUUUGUGAUAUUUGUGGAAAAGGUUUCUCAAGCGCGGUUAUUCUUAAGCGACAUGGAGUUGUUCAUUGCACAAAUGAUCCAAUGGAGACGCAUUACACCAAUGACCAUCAGUCCGCUGUGCAUCCUUAUGAAUGCGGUACAUGCAGCGCCAGUUUUGAGAACUUGGACUUGCUUUUCCACCAUCAGCUCCGCCACAAGGCUGUAGAUAAAGGAUCAAUAGCAAUGAGAGGCCAGCUACUUAUGACAAAGGAACACCAAUCUCACCAUCUCCAGCGUCAAAGCUAUGAUUACAGCCUUUGUGGUAAUCAGAGGCAAGAGAAGCUACUCUCAUUCCCCCGUUCAAAUGGAGGAGAAAUGCCUCAUCGGUUAUCACACUUUGGUCCCUCUCACAUACAACUAUCAAAAAAGUCCAAAUCAAACACUGAAGCUCCAAGCACCACCAAAACUAAUUUUCAGAGUAAUGAGGGGCACAUGGUUAAAAAACACACUAAGGACAGUUUUUCAGCAAUUGAAGAAUUAAAUGGUUCAAGCCGGUCACCGUCCAUAUUGAAAAAUGAGGACACAACUGGUGACUUAAUUUGCACUGAAUGUAAUGCUUGUUUUUCCAACCUUAUAGAACUGCAUGGACAUUACUUGGAACAUGCCCGAGGAGAAAUAUAAAUAUUCUGUAAACGUUUUCUUUUCUUUUUUUCAUUGAGUGUGUGAUUAACAUUUGCAUGGUAAUCACAUACUUCUGAAACUUGUGAAAAUGUUUGUUGUAUAUUUGUUUUUCAUUUGUGCUAUCAUUAUUGAUGUGCUGAUACCCAAUUAAAAAAUAUAUAUAUAUACAUAUGGACUAGAAAUUCCCUGUAAUGGACAGUAUUGUUUUAUUUAUCAAUCCUAUUGUUGAGUUAGAUAUCUGUUAGUGUUGGUGCUG
Carassius carassius (crucian carp) is the source of this 3866-nucleotide messenger RNA. Its product is annotated as zinc finger protein 615-like. The transcript is spliced from 2 exons. The record is from RefSeq and is a predicted model, not a curated record. The coding region runs from base 767 to 3610 and encodes 947 amino acids. NCBI's taxonomy places the organism in Eukaryota, Metazoa, Chordata, Actinopteri, Cypriniformes, Cyprinidae.